Molecule: messenger RNA, 690 nt
Organism: Empidonax traillii (willow flycatcher)
Lineage: Eukaryota; Metazoa; Chordata; Aves; Passeriformes; Tyrannidae
Gene: TTLL2
Product: tubulin tyrosine ligase like 2
Biological process (GO): microtubule cytoskeleton organization; protein polyglutamylation
Cellular component (GO): cilium
Molecular function (GO): tubulin binding; tubulin-glutamic acid ligase activity
Source: RefSeq, a predicted model, not a curated record
AUGACAAGGGUGCAGAAUGUCUCUGCAAUAGUCAGUGAGACUUUACUGGAGUGUGGCUGAACUCAAUUUGACAAAAAAAAAAAAAAGAAAGAUGACUCAGAGUGGAACCUGUACUGCUGGAACUCUCCUUUCCACAUGACAGACCAUCACAGCAUUAAACCAUGGCAGAGAUUUAAACAGUGCCCAGAAGCUCUUCAGAUCACCAGAACAGACUGCCUGGGAAAGCAUCUAAAAUGUGUGAAAGAAGUAUAAGGAUAAGUUCUGUAUGAAUUUAGUCCUGUGGCUUCCAUCAUACCUAAUGACUAUGUUAAAUUUAGAGCAGAAUACAUCAAGGAGAGACAAGUGGCAGAAGAACAUAGCUAUUGGAUUUGCAAGCCUGUGGAUCUCUCCUGUGGAAGGGGCAUACUCAUUUUCCAAGACAUUAUAAACUUAAUAUAUGACUGUACAGUUAUUGUGCAGAAGUACAUUAGCAACUCCUUGCUCACUUCAGGGUAUAAAUUGGAACUGCACCUUUAUGUAUGUGUGAUCAGUUUUUGCCUCCUCACCAUUUAUAGUUAUGAAGAAAUUCUGGUAAGGUUUGCUGCUGAAAAGUUUGACUUCGGUUCUCUGGACAAGGUCUAUUCCCAAAAACACCAGCAUCAACAAAUACAGAGUUUCAUAUUAAAAAUACAAAGAAGGGAUUAUCUGUGA